AUGGGGGCCACAUCUGCCUGGGCCUUGGGCCUCCUGGUGCUACCAGUACUGCUGUUGGUGGCUGGGGACCAGGGGACACAGGACGCCAUCAUGGCCACAACUGAGAAGGGGCUGCGCCUGCAGAAGGUGGGCUCAGGUUCAGUGCGGGCUGCGCUGGCAGAGCUGGUGGCCCUGCCCUGUCUCUUCACCUUGCAGCCGUGGGCGGGAGCAGCCCGGGACAGCGCCCGGGUCAAGUGGACCAAGGUGCGCACUGCGUCGGGCCAGCGACAGGAUGUGCCCAUCUUGGUGGCCAAAGACAACGUGGUGCGGGUGGCCAAGGGCUGGCAAGGACGUGUGUCACUGCCUGCCUACCCCCAACACCGAGCCAACGCCACACUGCUGCUGGGGCCACUGCGGGCCAGCGACUCUGGACUGUACCGCUGCCAGGUGGUGAGAGGCAUCGAGGAUGAACAGGACCUACUGCCUCUGGAGGUGACAGGUGUUGUGUUCCACUACCGCGCCGCGCGAGACCGAUAUGCCUUGACCUUCGCUGAGGCCCAGGAGGCCUGCAGGCUCAGCUCUGCCACCAUCGCGGCCCCCCGGCACCUGCAGGCUGCCUUUGAGGACGGCUUUGACAACUGCGAUGCAGGCUGGCUCUCUGACCGCACUGUCCGGUAUCCCAUCACCCAGUCCCGGCCUGGUUGCUAUGGAGACCGCAGCAGCCUUCCAGGGGUGCGCAGCUAUGGAAGGAGAGACCCCCAGGAGCUCUAUGAUGUGUAUUGCUUUGCCCGCGAGCUGGAGGGCGAGGUCUUCUACGUGGGUCCGGCCCGCCGCUUGACUCUGGCGGGUGCGCGUGCUCAGUGUCGCCGCCAGGGUGCCUCACUGGCCUCGGUGGGACAGCUGCACCUGGCCUGGCACGAGGGUCUGGACCAGUGCGACCCGGGCUGGCUGGCGGAUGGCAGCGUUCGGUACCCGAUUCAGACGCCACGCAGGCGCUGCGGGGGCCCUGCCCCGGGCGUGCGCACCGUGUACCGCUUCGCCAACCGCACCGGCUUCCCUGCGCCCACCGCGCGCUUCGAUGCCUACUGCUUUCGAGUUCAUCAGCCCACACCACUGCACAGAGACCUGGACACCCCUGCCUCUGGGGAUGAGGGGGAGAUCCUGUCAGCAGAGGGGCCACCGGGCCAGGAACUGGACCCCAGCCAUGGGGAGCAGGACACAGCUACCACAGAUGCCCAGGAGCCUCUGCCGUCCAGUGGGGAUGAAGAGUCCCUCAUCCCUGCAGAGGAGCAAGUAUCUCAGAAGACCCCCAGCAUCACCCCCCGCCACCCCACUGAGGAAGCACAGCAGGCCUUCAGCCCUAGCAGCACAGGGACAGGGACUGGGACAGGCACGGUAACAACCGCAUCUGUGGAGGUGACCACUCCAGUGCCCAUACCACAGAGGAGGGGCCGCUUCAAAGGGCUGAAUGGUCGCCACUUCCAGCAACAGGAGCCCAACACCCUCAGGCCGGAGGGGACCAGCACCCUGCCACUGCCCCCAGGGGAUUCUGGGAACCACAUAGAACUCCCCUCCAUCACAGAGGCCUGGGGGAACAGCCGGAGUGGGGGUCCCUGGGACAUUUUGACCAAUGAGGUGAACGUCCUUGGUGCAGGUCCCCCUGGUGGCAGGAGCCCCCCAGAACCCUGGCUGUGGCCCCUGACUGAGACCCCACCCAGCACCCCCGUGCCAAGUGGGAUGCUUGACCUGAAGCCGGAAGACACCGAGGUCCCCACUGUGCAGCCAGCCACUUCCAGCCCCCCCUGGUCCUCCUUGGAGCCCACUGUCCCAGCCCCCAGCGCCAUUGAGGGCCCCAGUGCUGCCUCUGGGGAGCCGGCAGACACAGUCAUGUCCCCAGACUUCCCCAUUGUGGCCAUGCUGCGUGCCCCCAAAAUGAGUCUCCUGCCAGCCUCUCCACUUGCCCCCACUGAAGCCAUGUCCUCUGCCCUCCCCUCGCCAGCCUCAGAGAGCGGGGUGCAUUCCCUGCCCCCCUCCUGGGGCUCAAGGGGACAGGGCAGGGAGACCCCUGGUGUGACAGUGAGUCACCACACAGCAGGGAGUUUCAUGGUCCCUUCUCAGGCAGCCACAGACACACAUGCUAGGACCCGCCCUGCCCCGGACUUUGGAGAAACUGAGGUGACCAGCCUUCCUGGGCUCAGCACAGCUGAGCCCCCUAGCCCCAGCCAGUGGUUUUCUGUGGAUGGGAAUGUGACAGUAGACAUUGUCCCCAUAGAGCACACAGACAUCAGUGGUAUCUUGGGGUCUGGGUCUGGGGUCCCUGAUCCACCAGAAAACCCCACUUCCAGCCUGCAGACCACUGUGGUGCCAGACACCUGGUCCUCACCGCACGGUGAAAGGCAGGACCCCAGCCCCCCAUUGGCACCUGUGAGGAACCCUGAAGUCACCUUGUCUUUGGUGCCAGGGGCAGCUACAGAGGAAGAGGCUACUAUGGGUCCCAGCAAGUCCCCGGCCACACCACUCCCCAGGGAGACUGGCAGUGUCUGGUCAUCUGUGUCCCACAUGGCCAGAGAAGCCCAGAGCCCCGCCUCGCACCCUUCAGUGACUGCAGAUUCAAGUAUGGUGAUAUCUGCUGCACCCCUAGACCAGGUGACCCAGGUUGUGGUCCUUGACACAUCUGCGUUGUCCUCUUUGAGCUCCCAGCCCCACCCAGAGCCAGAGGGCCAGCUGGUAGCUGAAGGGACACAGAAACCCGCAGCCCCUCCACCUCCAGGCAGCCCCCUGGAGAAACCAGCUCUUUCCCCUUGGACAACCCCCACAUCUGGUGUGGAAGAGGCUGCCUCAGUUUCCUCAGGAGAGUUUGAAGUGGCCUGGGAUGCCCCCAACACCCUGCUGCCUGUCCCCCUGGGCACGGAGGAGUCAGAGCUGGAAGUGCUGGCUGGAAGCCCAGGCCUGGAGGGCUUCUGGGAAGAGGCGGCAAGCGGAGAGGAGCCAGCCUUGCCAGGGACACCUGAGAACGGGACUGCGGAGGACGUUCCCUCCGACCCCUGCGAGAACAACCCCUGCCUGCAUGGUGGAACCUGCAACACGAAUGGCACUGUGUAUGGCUGCAGCUGUGACCAGGGCUUUGCUGGGGAGAACUGCGAGAUUGAUAUCGAUGACUGUGCCUGCAGCCCCUGUGAGAACGGAGGCACCUGUAUCGACGAGGUCAACAGUUUUGUCUGCCUCUGCCUCCCCAGCUACGGGGGUAGCCUGUGUGAGAAAGACACGGAAGGCUGUGACCGCGGCUGGCACAAGUUCCAGGGCCACUGCUACCGCUACUUCGCGCACCGGCGGGCGUGGGAGGAGGCGGAGCGGGACUGUCGCCGCCGCGCCGGCCACCUGACCAGCGUCCACUCCCCGGAGGAGCACAAUUUCAUUAACAGCUUCGGGCACGAAAACACGUGGAUCGGCCUGAACGACAGGAUCGUAGAGCGCGACUUCCAGUGGACGGACAACACGGGGCUGCAAUACGAGAACUGGCGGGAGAAGCAGCCUGACAACUUCUUCGCGGGAGGGGAGGACUGCGUGGUGAUGGUGGCGCAUGAGAGUGGGCGUUGGAACGAUGUCCCCUGCAACUACAACCUCCCCUAUGUGUGCAAGAAGGGCACAGUGCUGUGUGGCCCUCCUCCGGCCGUGACGAACGCCAUGCUUGUUGGUGCCCGCAAGUCCAAGUACAACGUCCACGCCACUGUACGCUACCAGUGUGAUGAAGGCUUUGCUCAGCAUCACGUGGCCACCAUUCGGUGCCGGAGCAACGGCAGGUGGGACCGACCCCAGAUUGUCUGCACCAAAUCCCGACGGUCCCACCGGAUGCGGAGACAUCGGCGGCAUCACCAGCAUCAGCAUCAUCACCACAAAUCGCACAAGGAGCGCAGAAAACACAAGAAACACCCCGCGGAGGACUGGGAGAAGGACCAAGGGGAUUUCUGCUGAGGAGCAGGCGAAAGAAAGCACAGCCCUUCCGAGCCUGCGAGACAGAGCCUGGAGAACAGGAGGGCCUGGGAGCCCCUGAGCCCCAGCCACACCCCUCACGUAACCCCUUGUACAAAGCUACCCGUCCUCCCUUAUCCUCGGGGUCCUCUUGGCAGGUGUUGCCAUGUGUCUGAAAAGCACGUUCCCCCAUCAGGGUGGAACUCGGGGCGCUGCUCAGCGCCGCUCGCUCCUGAAGAUCAUUCUUUGCGUGGGUUUGAUCUUCUGUUGGCCAGGCUGGUGGGCAUUUGUUGAAAUAAGACUUUGACGAGGG
Octodon degus (degu) is the source of this 4261-nucleotide messenger RNA. It is a transcript of the gene Ncan, whose product is annotated as neurocan. Gene Ontology annotation, biological process: cell adhesion. Gene Ontology annotation, molecular function: hyaluronic acid binding; calcium ion binding. The record is from RefSeq and is a predicted model, not a curated record. The coding region runs from base 1 to 3951 and encodes 1316 amino acids. NCBI's taxonomy places the organism in Eukaryota, Metazoa, Chordata, Mammalia, Rodentia, Octodontidae. The transcript is spliced from 14 exons.